Messenger RNA from Anthonomus grandis grandis, 1183 nucleotides. It is a transcript of the gene Mob4, whose product is annotated as MOB kinase activator-like 4. The record is from RefSeq and is a predicted model, not a curated record. Gene Ontology annotation, cellular component: cytoplasm. The transcript has 4 exons. NCBI's taxonomy places the organism in Eukaryota, Metazoa, Arthropoda, Insecta, Coleoptera, Curculionidae. The coding region runs from base 108 to 776 and encodes 222 amino acids.
CAUGUCACUUGUGUUUUGACUUUUGUUUGACAUCACAUAUCAAAAAAAGCCAACAUUUCCGAUUUAUCAACAUCCUUUUUCUUUCUUCAUCUUCAUCGAAAUUAAAUAUGAAGAUGGCCGACGGAGCAACAGUUUUGCGAAGAAAUCGUCCUGGAACUAAAGCCAAGGACUUUUGCCGAUGGCCCGAUGAACCUUUUGAAGAAAUGGACAGUACUUUGGCGGUACAGCAGUACAUUCAACAGCUGAUUCGUAAAGAUCCCACCAACAUUGAUCUUAUUUUAAGAAUUCCUGAAAAUCAUGACGAAGGAGUUUGGAAAUAUGAACAUCUCAGACAAUUUUGCAUGGAACUCAAUGGACUAGCGGUCAGACUGCAGGGUGAGUGUCACCCGGAAACAUGCAACCAGAUGACUGCAACUGAACAAUGGAUUUUCCUAUGCGCUGCCCAUAAGACCCCUAAGGAAUGUCCCGCAAUCGAUUAUACCAGGCACACUCUAGACGGAGCAGCCUGUCUGCUUAAUAGCAAUAAAUAUUUCCCUAGCAGAGUUAGCAUUAAAGAGUCAUCGGUGGCCAAACUGGGGUCCGUUUGUCGACGCGUGUAUCGCAUCUUUUCGCACGCUUACUUCCACCACCGACUGAUUUUCGACGAGUUCGAAAACGAGACUUGCCUGUGCAAGAGAUUCACGCAAUUCGUGACCAAAUACAAUUUGAUGUCCAAGGACAAUCUGAUCGUGCCCAUUUUGGAGGAGGAAACGACCCCUGGGGAAUCCGAGGCAUAAUACACCAUGACCUCCUUGUAAUGUCGGGUUCGAAUAAGAUUUACGACUGGAAAGAAGGUGACAUAAGGUUGUAUGCGGGAAAAGAUGAUGACAAUGAUCAGUUUUCUUUUUUUUGGUUUUAUAGAGUUAUUCUUGUAAAUUUUCCAUGUAAUGGAAAUUAGUUUAUUUUAGUGAGUGAAUAAGUGUUGAAGUUGUGCUUCUUAUUAGGAGUGAUACCAUUAUAUCAUUGCUUUUAAUUGAUUCUUAGCUGUAUAAAAGAUCUGAGUUAAGUAGAUUCAUGAUGCAAAUGAUUAAUUACGUUUGGUUAAAUUAUAUAAUUGAAAAAACUAGUUUAGGCUAGUUGCAAAUUGAUGUAUGUAUAGUGUAAGAAUAUUUAAAUUGUAAUAUAAUAAAUAAUAUACAAUUCA